ACCUCUCUCUAUCCCUCUUCUAUCUCGGCCAACCUCUACAACACACCCUCUCCCCUCUCUCUCUCUCUCUCGUUCAAACUCUCUAUCGCUUCUCCUUUUACACUCACACUCUCCCUCACACCAUCGACAUCUACCAGUCUCCUCCUCCUCCUCUUCCACCCCCACCCCACUCUUCUAUCAUCACCCAUACCGACCAUCUUAACCGGUAUCUUUCAGUUGGUGAGUUCCACAUGCCUGCCUCAAAAUAUAACAAGCAAAACAACUCAAUAACAACAGAUAUAAUUCAUUGCUAAAUAUUCCAAGCGGAUACCAAAACGUUGCUCAUGUUUUCUGUUUUUGGUGAAAAUAUUCCCAUCGGUUUGUAUAUUCUAUAUAUGUAACGAACGGAAAUUCACGUUUAAAGGGAAGCCGUAAAAUGAAAAAUAGCAACAUAUGUUGCGAUAUCUCUGAAAGUAAAUCUUUGGAUUGUCAUUUAUUCUUCUGAUGCAGAACAUUGAAGUUAAUCUACAAAUAUUUGCCAAAUUCCUCACAUCAAUUGGUGAUGAUUUACUUCUUAUUUAUAGAGGAAUUUCUUGAAUUCAGAAUCUCAGAUGGAUUCACACAGAAUACCAAGAUUUCAGAAUAAGCACUACAAAGAGAUGUCUUUAAAAAUCCUGUAAAAGGAAACGUUGUCAUGGGAACCCGAUAUUAUUCGUUAUAAUUCUUUCGUAAAAUCAAUAACCUUCACUAUAACAUUCCGUAUCUUUGAAAAGAAUGAUUGUUAUGGUUUAUAAUACAACAGCAACAACAAAUAUUAGUAGUGUAUCAAUGGCAUAAGUGAAGGAAAAGCGCUUUGUGUAUACAUUCGCCAGCGGAGAGAAAGCUAGGUCGUCAGAGGAAAGAAAUUAGGGCGAAAAGAUAGAAAACGACAAGAAUACUAACGAAAAUAGCAACAAAGAUCAUAACAAUAGCACCAAUAAUAGCAACAGUAAUAAAUGUUUUACACACAACAACACAAUUAAUAGAAAUAUUACGAGGAUUAAAAGACGCAUAAAAUAUAACACACACACACACGCACAUAUGCAUAUAUAAAAUUUAUCUGCAACUGAAGACAAAGAAUAAAGAAUGAAUAUGGAGAAUCUAUUAAAUUUAACUUCAUUCCUAGAAGACGGAAAUGAUAUGAACAUGAAUAGUGUCACCGAAGACGGCAGAUUCGAAUUCGACGACGGAAAUGUUACAAGUAUACCGGAAGUUGUUCGAGGUGGCAACUUUUCUCGGCGAUUAAUCAUAGACAUCGGCAUUGAAUUAAGGAUAACAUUUCAUGCGCUCAUUUUUAUAUUAGCUGUGACCGGAAACUCGUUGGUUAUUACAGUUUUAGCAAAGAACAAAAGGAUGAGAACCGUUACCAAUGUAUUUCUUUUGAAUUUGGCUAUAAGUGACCUUCUAUUAGCCGUCUUCUGCAUACCGUUCACUUUGAUUCCAGUUAUCUUGAGGAACUUCAUCUUUGGUCCCGUUAUGUGUGUAUUGGUUCGUUAUUUACAAGUCAUUAAGGUACGGCCAUGCUGGGGCACUGCCUUCGAGAAAUGUUAGUUGAAUGAAUCAACGCCAGUAUGUUUUUAUUUAAG
Messenger RNA from Octopus sinensis (East Asian common octopus), 1604 nucleotides. RefSeq names its product cholecystokinin receptor type A-like. The record is from RefSeq and is a predicted model, not a curated record. Bases 1105 to 1569 code for a protein of 154 amino acids. The transcript has 3 exons. Gene Ontology annotation, cellular component: membrane. Gene Ontology annotation, biological process: neuropeptide signaling pathway. Lineage: Eukaryota; Metazoa; Mollusca; Cephalopoda; Octopoda; Octopodidae. Gene Ontology annotation, molecular function: neuropeptide receptor activity.